AUGACUAGGAGCAUUGAAGAACUUCAGGCUCCUGGAUUCUGCCACAACCAUUUGACAUACAUCAUCCAGCAGCACGCUCUCGAAUGCAAGCAUAAAAGGGAGGCGAACCAGAACCGCAACCGCACGCUCUACCGUAUGCAGUUCACCUUCAGCAUUGACCAGCCUACUGCCCCUGCAACCUCGAUGCCUAUGAAGGAUCAGCAGUUCACUCAGCACGAGGAGCUCACUGUGUCCCUGCCAAUGAACGAGGUGCAAUGCUUCUGGAUGUACCUGCUCCUCACGCAGCUCGACACCGGAACCCACAGAAUCACCCGCGCGCACCGCAUCGGGCAGACGCAGGCAGUGAAGGUGUCCUGGCUGAUCUGCCAGGGCAGCAUCAAGGACCAGAUGUUGGACCACAUCUAG
Messenger RNA from Phanerochaete carnosa HHB-10118-sp, 405 nucleotides. RefSeq lists its product as uncharacterized. The record is from RefSeq and is a predicted model, not a curated record. The transcript has 3 exons. Bases 1 to 405 code for a protein of 134 amino acids. NCBI's taxonomy places the organism in Eukaryota, Fungi, Basidiomycota, Agaricomycetes, Polyporales, Phanerochaetaceae.